UGCGGUUCAGACUGGCUAUCCAAAAGUAACAGCUCAAAAGGUUCUCUCUCCUGCAGCGCAAAGAAGUGUUAAAUCUAAAGGCAAGAUGGAGGGAAAAGAUGCAUCUAGGCACCCGCUGGUAAUCCCGCAUGACUACAUGCUGUCCCUUUAUUGGUCGCUUUCUACUGGGGAAGUCAACACCAGCGUCCUGCACGAAGCUGGAAUGGCAAAUACCAUCACUAGUUUUGUAGACAAAGGACAAGAUGAACACUUGCCCCUGUUAAGGCGGCAGAGGUACUACUUUAACAUCAGCUCUCUGGAGAAGGAGGGAUUGCUGGGGGCGGAAUUACGCCUUCUCCGGAAGCCAUUCCUGGACACUCUUAAAGUGUCUCAAACUGAGGGCCUGACCUCUCUGAGACUGUAUACCUGUGCGACAGGUAAGCAGAGGGCCGUACUGCUUCAGUCCCAGCCAAUCGAGGACAACAAUCUCCCAAAAUGGAAAGUGUUUGACAUCUGGAAACUCUUCAAGAACUUCAGGAACACAGUCCAACUUUGCUUCGAGCUGGAGGCUGUGGCUCGGGGCAGACAACUGGACCUGAGAUCAGUUGGCUUGGGUCGCUCAGGCAGACAGACCAAGGAGAAGGCCUUCUUUGUGGUGUAUGGCCACACAAAAAAGCGUGGGCUUUUCUACAAUGAGAUCAAGGCUCGCUCGGGCCAUGACAACAAAACAGUGUAUGAGUAUCUCUUCACCCAGCGCAGGAUGCGCCGAGCGCCUGUGGCUCGUGCCAAGAAACCGCCCAAGAACCCAAAGGCCCGGUGCAACCGCAAGCAGCUGCAUGUCAACUUCAAGGAGAUGGGCUGGGAUGACUGGAUCAUUGCACCUCUGGAAUACGAGGCCUUCCAUUGCGACGGAGUCUGUGAUUUUCCCAUUCGCUCCCACCUGGAGCCCACCAAUCAUGCCAUCAUUCAGACUCUCAUGAACUCCAUGGAUCCUCGGUCCACUCCACCCACCUGUUGUGUCCCAACUAGACUUAGCCCGAUCAGUAUCCUGUACAUUGACUCUGCCAAUAAUGUGGUGUACAAGCAAUAUGAGGACAUGGUAGUAGAGAGUUGUGGCUGCAGGUAGCAAGAGAGGGUAAUCAGUUAAUGAAGGGGCAUGUAGACCUCUGGGAGCAAGGAACACUAGGAGUCAACACUGAAAGACAGUGAGAAACUCCUGGUAUGUUGUGGGAGACUCUUUGACUUCCUCUGUGCUAAAAGCAUCCUUUCUUAUUUUAUAUUCUAUUCUCCCUAUGGAGAUCAUGUAACUAGACUUAUUGUGUCAUGCUCAUUAUUUAGGUAAUUGGACCAGUUGAAUGAAGGAUUGUUUCCUGGCUGUUUCUUUAUGUUUUACAGUGAUGUAAAAUAAGUGAAUAAUAUACUUCAUGCAGUUUACUUUUUAUUGAUCUAAGUGAGAUACAAAAGCGGCAAGGCAAGACAACAGGGGACUCUGAUCAUUAAGUUCUAAAUGCUUUUUCAUUCCCUUUUAAUGAUUAUUGACAACUAUAUUAACAUUUAAUUAUUUUGGUCCUAACAACCUAUGGGCAAAUUUUUCCGGAAGUUCAUCCCUCAAAAUUCAGAGAUAUCUCAGUCUCAGUCCCUGAAACCUGAAGUCCAGAUCAGAUGACAAAUCUCUUGGAGUUAGGCCAAAAGGCUCGUAUACAUCAUAUACAAGCAAAGGGUCCUCAGUAAUGUUUGUUUUUCGUUUUGUUUUGUUUUUUGUUUGUUUUUUUGGGGGGCGGGUGACCAUACUUUAUCCAUUUAACAUUAAAACCAGUUCUACCAUGAUGCAAGAUGCUAUAUUAACAGAUGUAUAUAUGCUUAUUUUAAAAAUCUUAGUUAAAAUUUAAAGAUUUCAAAGUGCUAUGUAAAAAGCCCUAUAAGCUUUUUUUGUUUUAACUGUGGGUAUCAAUUGAUUCAGGGUUAAGAAAAUACAUAU
Messenger RNA from Electrophorus electricus (electric eel), 1957 nucleotides. It is a transcript of the gene gdf5, whose product is annotated as growth differentiation factor 5. Lineage: Eukaryota; Metazoa; Chordata; Actinopteri; Gymnotiformes; Gymnotidae. Gene Ontology annotation, molecular function: growth factor activity; cytokine activity. Gene Ontology annotation, cellular component: extracellular region. The record is from RefSeq and is a predicted model, not a curated record.